GUCUAAUAAGCCCACCAUCGAUUUACCUGAAGGAGUCGCCGCCACUUCAACAGAAGAUGACAGCUGCUCGUUGUCAGCAUCCCCCACGUCGUCAAUGGAGAUAGCAGACACGCCUGAGAGUUCUAAAGGGAGUGGUGUGACUAGAGGAGUACCGCAACAAUCUCGUCCGCCGCUUCCUCGUACGAUGCAUAACGCGUCACCGCCCUCAAUACGGCACAGACGCACGACGUCCAGCGGAGUUCUCAGGAGAGUAUCUUAUAAAGGGGAAGGGAACGAUGAUGAGAAUGAACAGGAAAUUUCAAAGGUCUAUGAUAUACCACUAUCGAAUAAGGGUGCUCCUGAAGCAGUUGAUCGAUUUGGGAUACCUUUCGCUGAGCAUCACCUCAAGGGUCAAGGAAAUGUUGGACAUUUGGGAUUUCAGACCGGAGUGCCACCGAUUGUCGUCCAAAGAAGCAACCGCGCGCGCCCGCCAUUACAUCCGACCACGUCACGGAAGAGCAGUACUGGGGUAUCGGCUAAUAAUCAGAAAAGGACUGUUGUGACGUUGACUGAUCCCCUUCAUGAUUUGCGGCAAAUUCCGGGUGGAGACGAACAGACGCGAAAAGUGUAUGUCGCGAAAGCUGAUGAGGAGCGUGAUAAUCGAGUUGAGGAAGAGAAGAAGGCUGUAGACUCUUUGGACCCUCCGCUGAAGGCGUGGCCGAUCACAUCGUUUCUGGUUUUCCGUAUUCCUGGUGCUGCAAUUUACCUCAUAAUAUGUGCAGCUCUAGCGGCUACUAUUUACACGUGGUCGUUGGCAUGGAUUAAAUCGGAAGAUACAUUCCCGCUUUUCCAGUGCCCGAGUUCAUCUGUGAUCGAACAUGAUGUUAACGUCGAUGGUACAUAUUGCCAAUUGACCUUCUCGUUUGAUAACAUCACUAAUUACAGAGCAGCUGCUGUGGGCUUUCAAAAGGACAAUGGAGUCGGCUCGACUUGCUGGAUACCAUCACGGUAUCAAUAUGAAGAUUGUGGACCGGGACAUCUCUGCUAUGUGCGAUGCAACGCGCCUGUGUCGUGUACGUUGGCUUUGAAUGGCCCGUCGGGUCAGCCGUCACCAAAACCGUUUGGUGGCAACUCUUCAUGUGCUAAAACGGUGAAGUGGGGAGCGGAUGAGAACGAUUAUAUAGACCGUGGAUGUACGCAGACAAUUUACCUUCAACAAGAUCAGGCUACCACGGUGCCUCAAACGGCUAUCGCAGUUCAACCGUACUGCGAUCUUGGCAGUACCGUCUCGCCCGCAGACAUCAUCGGCAUCAGAGGAAUUUUCUUGGGCGCUCUUUUGCCUGGAAAUGGCGCUUGUACGUGGGAUGUGGACGGCAGGAGAAAUCUGGUCCGGUGUUUAUCGCGUCUUUUGGAGAUCGGCCUACCCGCGCGGCAAAUAUUUGUGGUGGAUUGUGGAUCUGCGUUGACUCCUGUGGAUGAUACGUGGAGAGUGAUUCACACCGUGGUUUCGCCUGAUAUCAACUACAGCUACUUACCUGAGAAUAAUAGGAUUCUUGGAGCUUACUGGGCCAAUAAAAUUUGGAUACCAUACGCUGGGAAAAAGACGACAAUGGGAAGCGGUGGUGGUGGUGAGUUGAAAUCUGGUAACUCUGGUGUAUUUGAACCGAAGUCGAAUGGCGGUAUAAAUUCCACAUUUCGCUACGCCCUGAUGAUCGAUGAUAUCGAGACGGUUCUUCCCAGCACUUUCGAUUUACAUUCAUUGAAUCUUGAAGAAACGAGACCGGCAGCAGUUCAUUUUCCUGUUACCAUCGAUCCGAGAAAUAGACCGUCACAAGAUUUGGCGAAGUUCGCGGAUAUGCAGUUAUUAUACCAGUUGACUUUGAUACGAUUUCAAUCGCAAUUUUUCGGGGCGGUUUUGUCUACGCAGAGAGGAGUCAGUUUAUGGCAUAGAGGAACAUUGGAUAAGGUUUUGUAUGAACACGGGACGGAGCCGUUCAGUGUGAGUAAUCUAUAUGCUGGAUUGUUGAUGUUACGGCAACGUGAUGAGGAUACUAUCGAGUUGGCUGAGGAACUGGCGCCGCAGACUUUUGGAAAAUCACCAUAUGUUUGGAAAGGUGCGGGUCCUCAUGGAAAUAGCGGGGAUCAUCACCAUGCAGAGCGACAGCUUUCAGAGGAGAUGGAACCUGGGUCUUCCGAUGGACGGCGUGGCGGCUUAACCGACGGAGAAAUAUCGACUCCGCAUCAUAUUGGAGGGCAUCGGACACGAGUUGUUCAUACGCCUACUGGUCACUCCCCAGUGGUGGAUCCACGGGUACCUCCUCCAUUGGUGCAGAGAAGUCCUCGAAGUAGGCCGCCUUUGCACCCCAGCACACCACGUAGGAGUAGACCGGGGAUGCUGGGUAGCAGCCCUAGAAGUUGGGCGCAGAGUGGUGGAGAGGCGAGGUCGCAGUUGCCGUCGAGCACAGCUAGUAGCAGUGAGAGAGGUCAGCAGAUGGUUGAUGAAGAGAAGGGGAAGGAAGCGGUUGAGGUGGUUGAGGAUGCGGCGGCGGGUGGUGUGGUGGAGGCCAAUACGGGUGGCGAGAAUGGCGCCUCGGACGAGUCUUUUUACGAUGGAGAGUAUCUGGGUGCGGGGCCGAUCGAGCAGGGAGGCAAUCAGCCGCCGAGAUUUAGAGCUGACACUUUCAAAUCAGAUGGAGGAGAGUCAGAUUUCAAUUCGGACGCGGAGGGGAGUGCAGCGGGUGAUGGGGAGAUCGGUGGAAGAGGGCGGCUGGUUGGCAAGGGUGGAGUGCCGGUUUCAACGGAUAGGAGUUUUGGUGCUAUUCUCAAGCAGGAGCGACAGUACCUGAGAGCUCGUACGCCUCCCCCUUUCCUUUCCCCCUUGCCUGAGAUUGUCCGCGUGUUGGGUGCGAUAAUUGCAUUAGUGCUCGCGGUGGGGGUGGCGGUUACUAUUAUGGUUGGCUCGUUCGGCUGGAUUCACGCAGCGUACCGUCGGCGAGUACAGGCCAGCUGGACGGAGCAGGCGAAUCGAGAACAUAGACGAUUGCUUGAGAAGCAAGCUGAAGAACAACACAGCGAUACUGAUUCUGUGAAAUCACCACAGUCUGUGUUCUCGGUCGACGUGGAUUCGCCCUCGGGUUUGCGGAGUAAUGUUCACAUGGCGUUCGAGCAUGGGAAUCUGCAGGACCUUGCUGGUGGUUUGGUGAAGACGGUGGAUGAGGAGGGUAAUCCGAUUCAUCCCUAUGCUCGCUUCCAAAGCAAGGAGUGGCGAGCUAGAGUGUCGGUGGCGUUGCUGGAGAUACAAUAUCGAGCGAAGACCGCAUUGAGGAGAGGUGUAUUUUAUUGGGCAUUAACUCUCAUUUUAUCGUGGCUUCUAUUGUUUCUCUGUUGCCUUCUGGUUGUCGCAGUCUUUCCCGAUCAAGUUUAUCCGAAUUCUGGAAAGUUGGACCUAUGGGAUUAUAUAAGGAACGGAGCUGAUGGAGAAUCGGUGCCUGCGGUAGCGGUCAUCGACUGGCUUGUUCUUCUCGAUGGUCUCAUCCUCACUAUUCUAGCCUUCUUGCCAGCCCUGCUGAGCUCAUGUUGGCCACCUCUUCCAGUGUCGAGGAAGGGUCGGGAAGGACGUAGUGUUUCUGAGAGCGUAAAUGCUGCUGUUGCUGGUGGCGUGCCGAUGGGCGUUUUGGGGGAGGGGAAUGAACAGAGUGGCGAAUUGGUUACAGACGUUUGUGUGAUCGUUGCGAUGCGCAGUGGAUGCUGUACGGAUCCUGUGAAGCGCGGUCGAGUGCGAAAGAUACUCAGGAGAUGCACAACGUUGCUCCCCCCGAAAGUCCAUGGUUGCAGUCCAAUAUUCGUAGUGGAGGUUGGCGAAGGGUUAUCACCUGCAGAUGACUGCUGCAAGAUGAUUCAGGACUUCGUCUCUCCAGACGUGAAUUACGCCUACCUUCCCGAGGAUAACAAGGCCAUGGCGAUUUACUGGGCGAACAAGUCGUGGAUUCCCUCGGUUUUGCGGUGGGCGAAUCCGCAGGAGAAUCGAAACUCAGCAUUCCGAUAUGCCCUUUUGAUUACGGACGCUGAUUCUGACGAUGAUAUGAUGCUGCCUGUGGCCUUGGACCUCAACACUCAGAAGUAUCGUCGAGAAGGCACCAAAGUGGUGUGGUAUAUGCCUACGGUGCGGGGCGUCAGCAACAUGCCGUCAGUAACACUACGUGAUUAUAUAGUCAAGCAAAGGGCAAUAAUGUCUUUUACUCAAGAGAAGCUGGGUGGAUCGUGUGUUGUAACUCCGUUGAAGGCAGUGUCUCUGUGGGAUCGGGCGGCCCUUCACAAAACCCUCGCAGGAUUUGUGGGAGUCAAUGAUACCCAUUCUCCUGGUUUAUUGCAGCCAUCGUUGAUGAUGGAGCAGUACUUGAGACAUGAUUUCGAAACUUGUAUGGGAGGCAGUCAGAUCCGUACUGAUACCGGGAGUAGCAAUUUCGCUUCGGAGUGUGGACGGUGGUAUUUUCGGUUGCGUAUGUUUGUUGUCGCUUUCGUCCCUACUAUUCGGCUGAAGGGUUGCUGUUCUCGAGAGGCUCUCGUUGGUCGAAUUUGGUCGUUCAUAGCGGACGUUGUUCCAACUAUUGUGAUAAUAUUGAGGCCGUUUUUACUGGUAUCUAUAUUCGUUCGACAACCGGCUCUUAUAGGCGUAUAUUUCGGGAUAUACUUCGUUAUUUUCCAUGGUAUUUCGGUCGCCCUGAUGGCUAUUACACUCCGAAACCGUCGAGAUGUCCGUCGCCAAUGGAAUUGGUUCACUGCAAGUAUCAUAUUCCCCUUCUAUAAAAUAUACCAAUACGUUGUUGAUAUCUACCCUGCUCUUCUUCAUGUGAUGUUUUCAGUCAAUCGCGUACCAGGCGGACGUCAGAGCACGCGAACGGGAGCCUCAAUGCCACUUCCUCCUGCUAAGGAUGUUGACUGGUUCACCGUGUGGAGAGCGAGUUCACAUUCUGCAUCGAGCUUGCCCAAUGCAGAUCCCGAACCCAGCAGCGCACAGAGGAGAAAAUAUAAGAAUCGUCGCAAGAACGAUCAGUAGAUUCAGUCGCUACUACGAGUCUCGUAAUCGAACAAUUGUGUCUGUUAUUCUUGUCUUCAUUGUUCUGCUGGAACCGUUGUUGUAGAGCCUUUGAUAAAAACAACAACACAAACGUACGUAUGAAAGUGAAGAUUUUCGCCUGCUUACUUUCUCUAUUCUGUGUCUAUUAUAUGACAGUAAGUCGGUCUCAGAUGGCAGGCGGCCUGAAGGAAUCGGUUUGGAA
This is a messenger RNA of Perkinsus marinus ATCC 50983, 5258 nucleotides long. RefSeq lists its product as hypothetical. The transcript is spliced from 41 exons. NCBI's taxonomy places the organism in Eukaryota, Perkinsozoa, Perkinsida, Perkinsidae. The record is from RefSeq and is a predicted model, not a curated record. Bases 95 to 5035 code for a protein of 1646 amino acids.